AUGGCGCGAAACGCAAUAACCCCGUGGGCAAUUUUCGCCAGUGGUAUCGCAGCACUCCUCGUCACGUCUCUGCUGAGCAGCAGCGCGCUCCUUAAGGCGCAGGCGGAGGGGCAGGGGCAGGCGGACUGGGAGGCGCAGACGGAGUCGAUCCUCCAGCAGGUGUCGCAGCAGACUUACCUCUCCGCCUUCUCUGAGAUUUUCACCGACUUCUACCAAUCGGGCCAGCUGUACAUAGACCAGCCGGCGACGCUGCUGAUCCCCACCAACGUGGGGCACUGGCGCUACCUGACGCAGUGGAACACGCUCACGCCCAAGCAGAAGCGCCGCGUGCUGCGAUACCACGUGAUCAAGGGGCGCUACACCACACAGGAGCUCCUCGAUGCGCCGCCGCUCACGCUCUUCCCCACUCUUAACCAGAAUCUGCCGCUGAACAAGACUGCCAAGCCCAACGAGGUGUAUUUCCAGUCCAUUCCCCCCAUGAAGUUCGCCUCUCCUCUCAGCGUGCCCAAUGCAGGGCUGACAGAGAAUCUGGCGGCGCAUGGCGUGACGUUUGUCAUCCUGCCACCCAACCUCAACUGCACCUCCUCUGCUUGCAAGAAGAGGCACCUCACAAGCAUCUCCAUCUCGCCAGGAACGCAAGUUGACCGCUUGGCUGCUCUCCCUAUUGCACAGCUUCCCAAGUUAAAGUCGCUGGGAUUCGCGGGAUGCUUUCCCGAGUUGUUCCCGUCGGGAGAGCCGAGCAGCAGCGUUGAGCGGCUCGUCAUCUCCAUGAAAAAUUGGCGUGACGAUGAGGAGUUUAAUCAAACCGUGGAGCUUCCUCGCGACAUUGCACAGCUGCUGCCGCGCCUUCGAGAGCUCUCCAUUCGCGAGUGCGAGAAGUUUACCGAGCUGCCUGAGAGCUUCGCUUCCCUCAGCAAUCUCGAGAGUUUGGUUAUCUCCACCUGCGAUGAUUUUCGCAGCGUGCCCGGGAAUUUCGGGCAGCUACCUGUUCUAAAAACAUUGGUGCUGAACGCAGUGUAUUUUCUUCCCGAUCUUCCAGACUCCUGCCAGAUCACCUCUCUAGAGACUCUUAUCAUGAGCGAGUGUGUUCAAAUGGACCAACUCCCUGACGGAUUCUGCAACCUCACAUCGCUCCAGACCCUAUGCAUUAUGCACGUGGUAGAAUGGGACGAGUUCCCCAUUCCAGAGUGUAUUGCAGGAUUCCCUCAACUUCAUACACUUUACCUCAAGUUCGUUACUGUGCAUCAACUCCUGCCUUCACUCCCCCGGUUGACUUCCUUGACUCGGCUUGAACUGGACAGUUGCCAGAUGGAAGAAGAUUUCCCUCGGGAUUUGGGGAAGCUGAGUAACCUGCAGCAGCUGCAUCUCCGUUCCUGCCCAAUCAGGGAGCUUCCAGCGUCCUUCACUGCUCUCACCAGCCUUCAGAUCCUCACAAUCAAGAGUUGUAAUCGGCUCACCUCUAUAGCUGGGAGCUUGGACAACCUGAAAAAGCUCAAGCAAUUGCAGUUGACAGGUUGUUGCAUGCUCACUGAACCUCCCGACGACCUUCCUCGUUCUCUGGAGGUCCUGAGCUUAGAUCUCCACGACCCAGUUACCUUCCUGCCAGAUCUCUCAAUGCUGUCAAAUUUGAGGAGAUUGACUCUGAGUGUGGAGGGGACAGGGCAAGGAGCAGCCGGAAUUGGCAGCAGCAGCAGCAGCAGCAGCAGCAGCAGCAGCGCACCUCAUCUGAAACAUCUGGAGAACUUGGAGUAUUUGAAUUUAACCAUUGGAGCAGCUGUUGAGAAGUUUCCGUUCCCUCGGUUUCCCUUCCCGCAGCUUCGCGUUUUGGAGAUCUCAUAUGGAAAUCAGAUCCAGCGGCUUCCAAGCGACCUCGGGAUUGACCUGCCGCAGCUACGGCAGCUGCGAUUGCACGUCACCGAGGGGUUGACAGAGCUACCAGAUUCCAUCACACGGCUCCAGCACCUCACAUCGCUGGACAUACAAUGCGCGUCCCAGCUGCGCUCCCUCCCGGAGGGCAUUGGUGCCUUAUCCAGGCUGAGGUACCUUCGCCUGUCCCGCUGCGCUGCACUGCAGCACCUUCCUGCCUCCCUCACGCGUCUCUCGUGUCUUCACGAGCUGAAUGUCGAGGACACAGGCAUCCGUGCCCUUCCUGCCAACGUGGCUCAGCUGUCCCGGCUGAAGGACCUGUACUUGGGAGAGUGCAAGCAGCUGCAGGCGCUGCCCGAGGGCUUGACUGACCUCAAGAUGCUGCGGCUCAUGGGGAUAAAAGGGAGUGACCUCGCGAUUGACAGUAUGAGCGACGAGCAGGAAUGUUGCAUUUAUAACAUGUAUGACUUGAGGACCGAUAUCUCUGGUCAAUAG
Molecule: messenger RNA, 2361 nt
Organism: Closterium sp. Yama58-4
Lineage: Eukaryota; Viridiplantae; Streptophyta; Zygnematophyceae; Desmidiales; Closteriaceae
Source: the annotation of a GenBank genome assembly